Messenger RNA from Episyrphus balteatus (marmalade hoverfly), 1583 nucleotides. RefSeq names its product glutamate-rich WD repeat-containing protein 1. The record is from RefSeq and is a predicted model, not a curated record. The coding region runs from base 126 to 1502 and encodes 458 amino acids. Lineage: Eukaryota; Metazoa; Arthropoda; Insecta; Diptera; Syrphidae. The transcript is spliced from 2 exons. Gene Ontology annotation, molecular function: protein binding.
UUCUCGAACGCACAUCUAAACACGUGCUGUUGAAACGUCACUUUGACACAAAAGUUUUAAAAAAUUAUUUUUUCUGCAUUUUGUGGAUUUUUUGAAUUUUAUAAAUUUAUUGCAAAUAUUUUAACAUGGAAAACGAAUUGGAAAUGGAUAUUGUUGAACCCGAUGAUGGCGAUGAAGAAAUGGACAACGAGGGUAGCGAUGAUGAAGAAGCUGCCAAGAAACCAAAAGAAGUCUACUUGCCCGGUAAAACUCUUGAUGAAGGCGAGGAGCUAGUAUGCGAUGAAUCAGCUUAUGUUAUGUUACACCAAGCCUCAACUGGUGCUCCAUGUCUUAGCUUCGACAUCAUUCCCGAUGAAUUGGGUGAGUCUCGUGAAAAAUACCCACUUACAGCUUACAUGGUAGCUGGCACUCAAGCAUCUCGUACACAUGUCAACAAUCUCAUUGUCAUGAAAAUGCACAAUCUUCACAAGACUCAGGAGAACGAUGAUGAUGAAGAAGAGGACAAAGAAGAUGAAGAAUUGGAUGAUUCAGAAGAUGAAGAUCUUGGUAAUGAGGUGGCAAAAAAACCACACAUGACUUGUGCCUUAAUUAAGCAUCAAGGAUGUGUUAAUAGGGUUCGAGCAAGCAAGCUGGGAAAUAGUGUUUUUGCUGCUUCUUGGAGUGAACUCGGAAGAGUCAAUAUUUGGGAUCUAACAAAGCAAUUGCAAGCUGUAGAAGAUGAUCAAUUGAUGAAACAAUAUGAACAAGAAUUGGCUAAUGCUGGUGUAAAGCCGGUCUUUACAUUUACCGGUCAUCAGCAGGAAGGAUUUGCCAUGGAUUGGAGUCCAGUGGCUCAAGGAGUCUUGGCAACUGGUGAUUGCAAACGUGACAUACACAUUUGGUCGCCACUAGAAGGUGGAUCGUGGAAAGUUGACCAACGUCCAUUGGUCGGUCAUAUUGAAUCCGUUGAAGACUUGCAAUGGAGUCCCAAUGAAAAGAGCGUGUUGGCAUCUUGCUCCGUCGACAAGACCAUCCGCAUUUGGGAUUGCAGAGCUGCACCACAAAAAGCUUGCAUGCUUACUUGUGAGAAUGCCCAUGAGAGCGAUAUAAAUGUAAUUUCAUGGAAUCGUAGUGAACCCUUCAUUGCUAGUGGCGGUGAUGAUGGAUUCCUUCACAUAUGGGACUUGCGACAAUUCCAAACGAAAAAACCAAUAGCAACAUUCAAACACCACACUGAUCAUAUUACUACUUUGGAAUGGAAUCCCAAAGAUGCUACUGUUUUAGCAUCUGGAGGGGAUGAUGAUCAAAUUGCUCUAUGGGAUUUGGCUGUUGAGAAAGAUCAAGAUCAAGGAACGGACGAAUCGAAGAAUGAUGAUGAACUAAGCAAGCUUCCUCCUCAAUUGCUAUUUAUCCAUCAAGGUCAAAAGGAAAUCAAAGAACUUCAUUGGCAUCCACAAUUGCCUGGUGUUAUUUUAUCUACUGCACAUAGUGGAUUUAAUAUUUUUAGAACGAUAAGUGUUUAAAUUAAUGUUUUUCUUUUUUAAUUUUCUUUUUAUUAUGAACUAAAAAAUCAGGUAUUUUUGUAAAAUACGACCAAAUAUGAA